Molecule: messenger RNA, 3141 nt
Organism: Penicillium nucicola
Lineage: Eukaryota; Fungi; Ascomycota; Eurotiomycetes; Eurotiales; Aspergillaceae
Product: formin-mediated actin nucleation enhancer
Exons: 2
Coding region: 1-3141 (1046 amino acids)
Biological process (GO): establishment of cell polarity
Cellular component (GO): cytoplasm; cell tip
Molecular function (GO): cytoskeletal regulatory protein binding
Source: RefSeq, a predicted model, not a curated record
AUGGUAAUAGAGAAUACGGUGAUAACGCCGAUCAGCUGUGCAGACGCGGUAAGGUGGAGGCUGGGCAUCAUCUUCCCUCCCUCUUUCCACCUCUCCGAUGCAGUCCUCAAGUCUCCCCUAUCCUGGAGAGCCAGAUCAACAGACUUCUCCUCAACGGCCCCCGUUGUCUGGAUCUGCAUCGAUGUCUUCACAACAAUCCGGUCGCAGUUCCUCCGCUUCGUCUCGGUCUCAGUCAAGCAAGAACCCGUCGCGACAAAACAACUCCUUGAAACCCUUACACAAUGGUCCCGCAAGCAGGCCUCGGAGAAUGAUGUGUCAGACGUGUAUGUGCGAUUGGGUUAUGAGUUCAACCUGGCAUGUAGAGCCUUCAGUGCAAUCGGCGUCGAUACCUCCGACCUGGGCCCUGUGCCUGACCUCCUCCGAACCAUCCUUGAAGAUACCCUCAGCCAAGACGCCUCCUCACAAAGCCUCGAUCGAUACCUGCCCCGAAUCCGCGAUAUCAUAAUCAACCUGCUUCACGGGCUUAAGAAGAAGCAGGCUCGCUUACGCUCACGGCAGCAACGCGAUGACGGCAGGCCUUCAACCGGGCGACAGGCCAGUGCGGGAAGCAUCACCAGCGGACAGGUCAUCGGCCAGCUGUAUGAUGAAGCCGCAGCCUCUACGAUGCCAUCAACGGCCCAGUCUCCUAAACGAUCCAACCGAAGAUUUGGCAGCGGUGGCUCUCUGGAGGACCAACCGGCCAUCAAUCGAACCUCUUCGGCACCAUCGGCGAGUGACACACGGGGCAAUAGCUUCACCGAAAGAGAGACCUCUCGGCGAGAGGCGCAGCAAAUGCUCUCUCAACCUUCCUCUACGGAGGGUGACACAACCCCUCGGCCCGCCAACAACCAACCCCCUACCUAUACAACCCCGACUGGAUUCCCUGCACCUCCGCCCCCACCACCACCACCACCCAAAGAGGAUGAUGCACUGGGAGCAUUGCAGCGUAGCGGCGAACUCGAACGACGUGCAUCUCGUCGAUUCUCCGCAUACCAGAUCCAGAAACACUUGGGUACCUCCACCAACGGUGUCCCCGUCCUCCCUACCCAAAAUUCUCCUAUCCCUAACCGGGGUCGUGAUGUCCGUGAAUCGCUCAAUGCAGUUCGCCUUCGAGGCUCCUAUACUCACACAAGACAACGAUCCAACAACCGUCUCCAGGAAGCCGCCAAGGGCACACAGCCUCAGACACCUGCCAAGAUCCCGGAUGUAGUCCAGGAAGAAUCGACGCCACCAUCUACAGAGAAGGCCCCAGAGCCAACUGUUGAGAUUGCCCCAGAAGCGCCUGAGAAGGAUGAUUCUGGGAGCAAACACGACUCCGGAGAAUCAGUUAUUGUUCCGCCUCCGAUUAUCCCCCAGGCUCAGGAGAAGUCACUCGAGGAAGCCUUUGAGCCUGCAAAGCCAGCACCGCAGACUCCCAAGGCUGAUAUAUUUGGACCAUCCCAGAUUGCCACACCUCCUUCGGCUGCUCCAUACCCCACUGAACAGCCUUCACCGGGCAAAGAGCUGACAUUGUUCCUGCAAUACAAGAGCAAAAUCAAGAAGUAUGUCCUUCCGGAUGGUAUCGCAGAACUUACAAUUGGACGUCUCCAACUUGCAUUCAUUGAAAAAUUUGCAUGGAACACACACGACAACGGUGUCGAUCUGCCUGAAAUAUACAUUCAAGACCCAAUCUCAGGUAUUCGCCACGAAUUGGAGGAUCUAAAUGAUGUGAAGGACCGAUCCGUUUUGGUUCUGAAUGUGGAUAACCUGGAUGAGGUGAAGAAACACUUCGACGACAGCCUUGGAAGCGUGCGUCUUCUCGUCGAAGGCGUCAAGGAAGCACUCUCCGGUCAAGGAAAUGCCAUUCAGCGAGUAUCAGAACGCCAGAUUGAGACUGCCAAAGAAAUGGCUCGUUUGGCUGCUGCUCCUCCCAAAGCUGCUCCUGGCUCAAAUGCAGUGGUUGCUGGAGGUGGUAGCCAACUCGCAGAACUACAAAGCCUACGCCGUGACCUGGCUGUUUUGCGACAGACCUACUCAAACUUCACCGCAGAUAUCAACAGCUCGAUGAGCGCCGUUCGUACAAAGGCAGGCAAGGUUAAGAGUGCUGCUGAAGACGUCACCAUUCCCUCAUACGAAGGCGACGCUGGUCGCGCUCGCGUCAACACUGGCAAGAAGGAGCUUGCGGGUGAAUCAGAGCGGUUGGUUGCCCGUGUCGAUGAUCUUCAAGACUUGGUUGAGGAUCUCCGGAAGGAUGUGGUCACCCGUGGUGUCCGCCCUCUUCCCAGACAACUGGAGGGUGUCAGCCGCGAUAUCAGCCUAGUCAUGAAGGAGAUCAAGAAAAUGCAAGACUUCUUAGGUCGCGAGAAGCCCAUUUGGACCAAGAUUUGGGAGAAGGAGUUGCAGUUGGUCUGCGAGGAGCGAGAUCAGCUUACCAUGCAGGAAGACCUGGCUGCCGAUCUACAGGAUGAUCUCGAAAAGGCCACUCAGACCUUUGCAUUGGUCGAGCAAGCUACCAAGGAGCAAGUCAUGUCCAACGGAACAGGCGGUGGUGCUACCCGUGCUCCAUCUCGGAGUCUCGGAAUUGAUCCCACUGUCGACCCAAUGAAGGCCAAGGAUGGCGUUCUUGGUGAAGUCCGUGCCUUGCAGCCCAACCAUGAAAGCCGAAUUGAGGCGAUCGAGCGCGCCGAGAAAGCUAGGGCGAAGGAGCUUGAGACGCGACGAAUUGGCCUGUUCCAGAAGGAACUCGGGGCCUUUGUUGAAGAAGGGAAGUUGAAGAAGAGUGGCGGCUUCGAAGAGACUGAGCGUCUUCGCACUGCCAAGGAUGAUCGCAUCAGAAAGGAAGUUUGGGAGAGACAGCAAGCACGUAAUAUUGAGAUGGCGAGAUUGGAGGCAGAGGCCAUCGCUGCCCAGGCUGGACAGAAUACUGAGGCCAAGGAAGAGGGUGAGGGUGAUGAUGAUGGUGAUACUCAGGAGUCGGGUGAGCCCGAAAAGGCAGUCGACGACGAAGACGCCACAGAGCCAACGAAGGAGGAAUCAACGAGCGAUGAAAAGCCACUACCCGCCGAGCCUGAAGAAAAGAAAGAUGACUCUGACGAUCCUCCGUCUUCCCCCGCCUUGGUAUAG